Molecule: messenger RNA, 6072 nt
Organism: Lepisosteus oculatus (spotted gar)
Lineage: Eukaryota; Metazoa; Chordata; Actinopteri; Semionotiformes; Lepisosteidae
Product: rab11 family-interacting protein 4A
Biological process (GO): regulation of cytokinesis; endocytic recycling
Cellular component (GO): recycling endosome membrane; cleavage furrow; endocytic vesicle
Molecular function (GO): calcium ion binding
Source: RefSeq, a predicted model, not a curated record
AGUCUCAGUCUCCGUCUCCCCGCCCAGCGCCUCAGCCCUCGUCCCUCCCCGCUCCCUCCCUCCCUCUCCCCGCCGCCAGCGGAGCUCCCCGGCCCGGUGAGGCUGUGAUGUCACAGCCGGGCUGCUUUCCAGCGGAGUCGAGGAGGAGGACGGUCAUGGUGCCGGCAGCUCGGGUCCUGCCGCCGGCUUCCCGCUAGACCCCCCCAGUGCCGCCGACCCGGCGCCCCGGGAUCCGGGAGAAAGCCCCCCGUUUCUGGAGGAUGGACGGGCAGGGCAGCGCCGAGCAGGAGCAGCUGCUGCGCUUCUUGAAGAAGCUGAAGGAGGUGUUCGACGUCUGCGACCAGGAUGCAGCCGGAUAUAUUCGGGUCGAGCAUUUCGUUCACCUGGGCUUACAGUUCGGGCAGGGAGACGAGGUGAAGAAGCUGACAAAAUACCUGGACCCCCAGGCGCUGGGCAGGAUCAACUUCAGGGACUUCUGCCACGGGGUGUUCGCUAUCAAAGGCUGCGAGGAGAUCCUGAAGAAUGCUCUAGGUGCCAGGAGCGCGGGCUGCCGUCCCUGCGAGAUGGACAAUGGUUAUUACUACCAGCGUGCCGAGGAGGGGCUGGGCCAGCCCAUCGUGGUGUGCCCACAGCCGUACCCUGACUGCGAACUCUUCCCUGAUGAGGACGGCAUGAUGCUGGCGCAGCGCGAUGCCCACGAGUCGGACAUGGACAGCGCCAUCGAGAGCACCCCCGGCUCCGAGCUCCUGGAAGGGGGGCGGCCCGAGGACAAGGAGGAGGGGCUGGGGGGGCUCUUCCUUGCCGCGGACAAGUCCGCUCAGCUCAACCCGUCUGUGACGUCGGACCUGUCGGCCCGCUCCUCCGCCUCCCUCAUCAGCAACGAGGAGCAGUUCGAGGACUAUGGGGAGGGGGAGGACGUAGACUACACUCCCAGCAGCCCCUGCCCGGACGACGAAACACGCACCAACGGCUACUCGGACCUGGGCUCGUCCGUCUCGUCGAGCGCUGGCCAGACGCCCCGCAAGGUGCGACACCUGUACAACAGCGAGCUGCUGGACAUCUACUGCUCCCAGUGCUGCAAGAAGGUCAACCUGCUGAAUGACCUGGAGGCCCGGCUCAAAAACCUGAAGGCCAACAGCCCCAACAGGAAGAUCUCCAGCACUGCUUUCGGCAGGCAGCUCUUCCACAACAGCAACUUCAGCAGCAGCAACGGCAGCACGGAGGACCUGUUCCGUGACAGCAUCGACUCCUGCGACAAUGACAUCACCGAGAAGGUCAGCCACCUGGAGAAGAAGGUGACGGAGCUGGAGAACGACAGCCUGGUGAGCGGAGACCUCAAGUCCAAGCUGAAGCAGGAGAACACGCAGCUGGUGCACAGGGUCCACGAGCUGGAGGAGCAGAUCAAGGACCAGGAGGCGCGGGCUGAGCAGACGCUGGAGGAGGAGCUGAAGAGGCACCGCGAGGCCUACAGCAAGAUGGAGCGAGAGAAGAGCACCGAGAUUGAGCUGCUGAGCAGCAGGGUCCAGCAGCUGGAGGAGGAGAACACUGAAAUGAAGGUGAACGUGUCCCGGUUGAAGUCCCAGACAGAGAGACUCGAUGAGGAGCGCCAGCGCAUGACCGACAAGCUGGAGGACACCAGCCUGCGCCUGAAGGACGAGAUGGACCUGUACAGGAAGGUGAUGGACAAGCUGAGGCAGAACAGGCACGAGUUCCAGAAGGAGAAGGAGGCCAUGCAGGAGCUGAUUGAGGACCUGCGGCGGGAGCUGGAGCACCUGCAGCUCUUCAAGCUGGAGGUGGAGAAGCCCGGCCGCGGACGCAGCUCCUCCUCCAGCCUGUCCGAGCUCACCGCCAAGACGCGGGAGAUGGAGCUGGAGCACGAGGUCAAGAGGCUCAAGCAGAGGCUAAUUUCCCAGGAGACCCCCUCUGAGUUCCAGCAGCUUGUCCGCACUGGGGUGCAGCUCCUUCCCGGUUGGCUGGAGAACCAGAAGCUCCGGGACCAGAACGACGACCUGAACGGGCAGAUCCUGAGCCUCAGCCUGUACGAAGCCAAGAACCUGUUCGCCACGCAGACGAAAGCGCAGUCCCUGGCGGCCGAGAUCGACAACGCCUCCCGGGACGAGCUGAUGGAGGCUCUGAAGGAGCAGGAGGAGAUUAAUUUCCGGCUGCGUCAGUACAUGGACAAGAUCAUCCUGGCCAUCCUGGACCACAACCCCUCCAUUCUGGAGAUCAAGCACUAGAGCCCCGCCGCCCAGGGAGAGAGGAGCCACGCUGUGCAGACAGCGCCCCCUGCAGCCGUGGAGGGGUCUGAACUGCACUCCUGCAGCCGCUGGAACUAAAAGUCACUCUGUGUUUACAAGGAGUUUCGGUACUUCACUUCAGAAGUCUGUGAAUCACAAGAAGAUGUUGAUAUCUUGCGAGCACUUUUUUGCAUUUUCUAUUAUUUGUUUUGUCAUUGAUACUGCUGUAUGUGGUCUUUUGAAAAAAGGCAUUACAACUGGAACUUAUCUUUUAAACACUGGGGGUUUUUGUGUUUUAAAAUAAAUACAUAUAUAUAUAUUCUACCUCUGGGUAUGUUACAUUAGUCUGCAAUAUAUUAAAGUAACAGUUGAAAACAUGCAGACUUCUGUGACCUCCUGCCAGAGUGUGUCCCUUAAGGAGGGGCUCUGCGGACACCCCAGUGGUCAGAGCUGGGGGGUGUGGCUGUGUUCUCUGGGGGGUGUUGUAUGUCCCAUCUCUGGGUAAGUUGAUUUCAACCCUGAACUGAACCAGUUCACUUGCUGAUCAGACUUAUUGCUGUUGAAUCAUUUUGUGGAUUUUCAGCCCCAGAGAAGAGUGCUCUAGAUUCUAAGUCUUUGUUUGGUUAAGGGCUGAAGUCUGUAGCUGAGAGUCAGAGGAGGCUAGAAUGCAGAGUAACUGGGCUGGGGGAGGAGGGGAGCGGGAGAGGGGCAGAGUGGGGGUAUUUAUUGAGUGCUGGGGCUGGAGGGGAGAGGGGCAGAGUGGGGGGUAUUUAUUGAGUGCUGGGGCUGGAGGGGAGCGGGAGAGGGGCAGAGUGGGGGGUAUUUAAACCUGUGGUGAAAGCGCAGUGAGGAGAGCUAGCCCCUGGUGUCUGUUGAGUAGCUCAGAUGAGGUGAGAUGGGCCUCGGGAAGAGAGACUCAAGGCUUGAAAGGAGGUGUGGGCAGGUGGAUGGCUGAGGAUGUGUUCAGGGGAGGCAGAAGUUAUGACAGCGCCUACUGCUGGUGGGAGAGGCCCAUGGCAACCUGUUGAACCUGCCUGCCACCUGGCUGCGCCGCUCUCUGGUCCGGCCCAGCAGGAGCUCUUCAAGGGCACAGGCACGGGGGUCGGGGUCACAGUCCUGAACCUGAGGAUUUAUCAAAUUGCUGAAAGGACUCUAAUGCACUGGUGCCUUCAGUGUUACAUAUUGGAGACUGGCUGUAAAUACCCAGCCAUUCUGAUAGACAGUCAAUUUCUGCAACCCAGCUGUUUUAUUAAAAAGAAAAGAUUCUCUUGAGAAACAUUUUACCUCCUGGGUUCCAGGUUCUAAUGCUAGUGGAUUGCUGAAAGCUGAGCAGGUGCGCCCCAAUCCCGAGCUGAGACUGAGGCUCGUCUCCCCCAGUGUCCCGGCAGAGAGCCAGCUCUCCUCACAGACAUCGCCCAGCUACAGCCCUGCUCCGUCGGCAGUGCAGUCAGUCUGAACGCAAGAAACGUGCAGAUCUACAGUAUCUAAACAAUAUAUACUUUGAGAAAAGCCAGAGAUGGGAAAUGCUGAUUAAGAUGAUUAUAAGACAAAAAAAUGUGAAUGUAUUGUAGAAGAGCAAAGCUAUAGAAUGUAUCGUGUAAAAACGACCAGAAAGUUUUAUUUUUUCAUUAUGGAUGUAUUGAUGAAAACAGGAUGUGGAGAAGGUCUCAGGAGGUCGAUCUUUGCUGGAGCAGGUGCAGGGCGCGAGUGUGUUCGAUAUGGAGUCGAGUUAGAAAACCGCGCGUGUCAGCAGGAGUAACAGAGGGGAAGGGAGGAGAGGAGGUCAGGAGGGCAGGAGAAGGGAGGUUUGGGACAGGAGGUGCAGUCCUGAACUGUGCUGGAUGACGGAGUAAGAGAAUUGGCAUCGUGAGCAGAGGGACAUGCCCAGCUCUCACCCUGGUGUAGUGCCACUCUUCCACUGGCCCGCGGCUUGUUGCAGGCCAAGCACGUGGUAACUCCUGAAUCUCUGCGAUCACACAGAGACCCCCGGUUCUCCGUGAGCACGCUGGCUCUGUGCAGGUGUUCCAGGAGAAGCUCAGCCACUGCAGUAAUAAAAAGAUAUGGUGAUAUUAAUAAUAUCGCCCUAGCUGGGGUACAUUUUUAUGUCUUCUGGGUAUCUUGUGCCCAUUGGUUGCACAAUAAAUUUUAAAAAAAUGACUGUAUACUGUAAAUGUCAUGAAUGUAUUGUUUCACAUUUCGUCCUUUUAACUUGUGAAUGUGGGACUGAUUGGUGAGAUGGAGAUUAACUGGGAUUUCACAGAAGCAAUACUUGUGUGUUAUUGCAGUAUUUUGAAGAGCUGUAUAGAUGAGUUGAAAACUGUACACUUUAUUGAUACCAACCUUAGUUUCGCUUUGUUACACAAACUGUAGUGAGGUUUCUUUGUGUGGGGGGGUUAUUCUUUUGGUAUUUGUGCCUUUUUUGCUAAAAGUGUCACAAGUUUAGUUGCUUUUUGUUUUCCUGUUUUUUUGCCAGCUAGAUUAAAAGCUUUUAGAUGUUUUCUGUUCUUAAUCUGUCGGAAUGUUUUACAUAAACUGUAAAUUGUGUACAUAAGAUAGCAACUAUUUGUAUUCAUGUGCCAUGCAUCACAGGUUUAAAAGCAAGCAAAGCUCUCUUUUUUACAGUUUUUUGACAACAAUUGAGAUGUCUUAUGUGUGCUAUCAAAUAGAUUACUGCACAAUUUUUGUUCUUUGUAAACUUAGAAGCAAAGCAUAGUUUGGGAAAUAUUUUUAGAGACUUCUCUGGUUUUCUGUACUGGACAGCCUUGUGCUCCAUUGUGCAACACUGGUUUAUUUUGAUUGUGUAGCUCUCAUGCCUUUUCCUUUGUUUUAAUCACUGUUGUGUUUUUUGAAGGGGGUGAUUGUCUUCUUCAUUUCACUCAGUGUGUUUCUUCUUAGCCAAGUGCUGAAGGAAAUGCUGGCACUGUCUCCUGCACCAGCCCUGUCUGAGAAGAGAGGAAAGUCUCAGUGCCCGCAGUUGUCUGGGCUCUCUCACGGCCCCACUGCUGAGCUGCUGUCUCCAGACCAAGAGCAGGGCUGGCGGAGAAGAGGCAGCAGCUCCUGAGACUCCUGAGAAAUCACUGUGCAACAGCCAGUCAGCUGUUGACUACUCACAUAAUACCAUCAGUGAGAGAGUCAGCUUCCUCUUCAAACUGCAGAUUUAAAACUGACCCAUUUCCGUCCUGGGCUCUUAAAUACUUUAAGGCUGUGUCUGUUCCUGACCAGCGUCAUCUCAAAGCUCUGCAGGUCCUCGCUGUUGUGCCCAAUACUUUGCCCUGUGAUUUGACCAGAGUCCCCAGACGUUUUGCAAGGUCUUGCCCAGGCCUUGCUGCUACUGUGGCACCAGCAUGGGUGACCUUGCUUCUUCUGGGAAAGCAGCAGGUCUCUUUCAAUUGCCCCAUGGCCAAAGCCCAAAAGCAGGUAUAGUGAAGAACUGUAGUUUGAUUAAAUCUUCUUGGUAGGACUGGGGUGCCUGCAGCCCUGUAAAUUGGGCACUGUGGCUGCCUGAGAGCAGUUGUGCUUUCUUGCAGCCAGGCCCCUGUCCAGAAGGCUGGGGGUCCGAGUCAGACGCCAGCAGGGCAGCCUGGCCAAGGAAGCGCUGGAGCAGUGAUAUUGCUUCCUCCUCGUUCAUCUCAACCUGUUUUCAGUUUGCUGUGUAGACCUCUCUCUUACAGCGCUGGUUUCCUGUUGUGCUGUACCACUGAAUCACAGUUCACUUAUUUUCCUGUGAGGUUUUGUAAGAGCUGGUUUUUGCUAAUGUGACUUCUUACUGAUAGUCGUGAUGUUGUACAAACGUUAAGCUGUAAAUAAAAACGAUUUGCUAAUGGCAUGACUAAAG